UUGCACGGGAAAACUUAAGAACGUUGUGUACUAUUCAUAUUUUUCUUCGAUUUUGUAUUAGACCAAACCAUAUCAAAACCUUUAACAUGAACUCUCUCUGGCUUUAUGAUAAAUCCGCCUCAGCCCUCCCCAGAAAUAAUGCAUGAAUAUGGAUGGGCUGUUGUGACUAGGUCUAUCGGUGCAUUGGAUUGCCUCCAACGUUGGCAUAAAAUCACCAACGGCAGAGGAGACUACACCGUCCAGUCCUGAGGAUAUAGAUGGGGAGCAAUGACACAAAAAGGCUUCUCAUUAUCGAGAAGGAUCUGUUUAGUUUGUCUGCAGUGAAUGACAUGUUGCGCUCUACCUAAAUGCUCUCGUGCCCUGUGUCUACUGACUGGCCAAUAUGUUGAGCCGACUCAUGAGUGGCAGCGAUCGGAGCCUUGACAGGGAAUUCAACUGUACAGUGCGACUGCUGGACGACUCGGAAUACACUUGCACGGUUCAGAGGGAUGCAAAGGGCCAGUGGCUGUUCGAGCAGGUCUGUCAUCAUCUAAACCUGCUGGAAAAGGAUUACUUUGGCAUCAGAUUUGUGGAUCCAGAAAAGCAAAGGCAUUGGCUGGAGUGUAGCAAACCUAUUACCAAACAAAUGAAAUCUCAGCCACCAUACACCAUGUGUCUGCGUGUGAAGUUCUAUCCUCCAGACCCUGCGGCUCUUAAGGAAGAAAUCACUAGAUACCUGGUCUUCCUACAGAUGAAAAGAGAUCUGUAUCAUGGCCGACUCUUGUGCAAGAGUUCAGAUGCUGCCACAUUGGCCGCAUAUAUUCUACAGGCUGAGAUUGGAGACUAUGAUCCAGGAAAGCACCCAGAAGGUUAUAGUUCUAAAUUUCAGUUUUUUCCCAAGCAUUCUGAGCGCCUGGAGCGCCGCAUUGCUGAAAUUCACAAAACUGAACUGAUAGGGCAGAGCCCUGAGACGUCUGAGUUGAAUUUCUUAAACAAAGCUCAGACUCUAGAAACAUAUGGUGUAGAUCCACACCCCUGCAAGGAUGUGUCUGGAAAUGCAGCAUUUUUGGCCUUCACCCCGUUUGGUUUUGUGGUACUGCAGGGAAACCGGAGGAUUCAUUUCCUCAAAUGGAACGAGGUGACCAAACUCAAGUUUGAAGGAAAGACAUUUCAUAUAUAUGCAACUCACCAAGAGGAUCAAAAGAUCAUCUUGACUUACUUUGCUCCAACGCCUGAGGCCUGCAAGCAUCUCUGGAAGUGUGGAGUAGAACACCAGGCUUUCUACCAGUUUGAGAAAUCAAGUCAAGUUCGCACUGUGUCUAGUAGUAAUCUCUUCUUCAAAGGUAGCCGUUUUAGAUAUAGUGGUAGAGUGGCAAAGGAGGUGAUGGAGCAGAGCGCAAAAAUCAGGCGAGAGCCCCCAGAGAUCCACAGGGCUGGGAUGGUCCCUAGUAGGAGUUGUCCCUCUAUCACACAUGGUCCACGACAGAGCAGCGUUCCCCAGGCACGCAGGAGAGCAGUCCAUAUUUCCAUCAUGGAAGGUUUGGAGUCCCUGCGUGACAGUGGCCAUUCCACACCGGUGCGAUCAGUCUCCAGUAGCAACUCAUUUCUACAGUCCCAUGGCAGUGGAGCGGAAGGAGGGACAGCAGAAUUUUCAGAGGACUCUUACAGUCCCUCUGACAGCAUGCUUCCCACACCAGUGUCCAGUGACCACUCAGACCAGGCUCAGGUUCGGCACACCAAUGGCCCCCGCAGAAUCCAAGAGGAACGAGGAACAGAACUGAUCGCUUCAGACCAGGCAAGGCCGCUUGGUGUUAAAGCCAAAGGGAAAGGUUCUUGUCCCGGGAAGACUCAGUCAACCCAACGCAGCCCGGAGGAAGAGCGAGUGAACGAGUUCAUCUGUAGUUUGGCGCGUCUUUUCUUAGUGACUCUGGCUCUGCUGUUUGCCCUCCUUCUCCUUCUUAUCGUGCUUACAGAGUCUGAGCUGGACUUGGCCUUUCUUAGGGACAUCCGGAGGACACCCGAAUUCCAGCAGUUUCACUAUGAAUACUUCUGCCCUCUUAGGCGCUGGCUGGCCUGCAAGUUGCGCUGGAUGGGUGGGCAUCUUAUUAAUAAAUGACUUCUGUUUCCACAGCCUUGAGUGCGUGGUUGCCUCUAUCUUCUGAGAGGCUUCAUGGAGUCCAUUGGGUCUCAAGGAACAAGCAGUGUAAGAGUGGGACAUGCUAAGCAUUAAUGUCAUGGUAAUUAUUAUUAUAUACAUAGCCAAAGCCGUGGACUCUCUGAUAUAAUGCCAAGACAAGACAAUUGUGUAUGUUUCAGCUCUAGUUAUUGUGAAAUUGUUUUCUGCGGCACGAUUUUGUGGUUGGGUAAAAAUAUGGUAUGUGUAGCUCUAUAAAUGCUGCUGUCACUCAUCCAUCCUUUAUCUAUUUUUUUAAUAUAUACACUUAAAGGUUGGUCCCUUAGACUGUGAUGACUGAGACCUAACACUGCAAACAAAGACAUGAAGAUGCCUUUAUUGAACAGAUUUAGAUUGAGAUUAUCCUUGACAUGGAGUUGGAGAAUUCAGAAGGGUUUUGGCUGGGGUACUUUGUAAGGGUUAAAUGUUGGUACUGUGGAUUUGAUCCAUACUACGAUGUAAGCAUAAAUGUUGGUAAAUAUAGUAUAGAUCAAAGUCAUUGAUGGUGUUCAUGCAUGUAGAAAAGACUGAAACACUGAGGUACAGUAUAUUGGUCACCCCAAAUUUAAGGCUUUCGCCUUGACUUCAACCCAACUUCAAAAAAUAUACAUACACAAUUUAUGUUUCUAUCUCAUACAAAUAACGAUUGAUACCCAGUGGAAAUGGUGUCCUUGAGGUUAUGGUGUGAGAAGGGAGAGGAAAGUAUAUUGGAUAGACAAUGUUAAGUGAAAUGUUUGGAAAGUCUGAAAAUGCCUGAAAGUUUAUCUAAUCAUCCAUCAUUUUUUUAAAUUAUGCUUUUAUCAUUUUGUAAACUCAAUAUUUUCACCAACACAAUUAAAACAAAUUGAUACAAAAUUCAAAGCAAUUCUCUUUUUUAGGUAAUGGUGACAUUUUUGGUCUGAAGGUAAAUUUUAAACAAAAUUCAUCUGUGAAGUAACUAAACGCAACAAUGUAUAUGCACUUGUUUGAUACAUUAAUAGUAGGAAAGUUAAUGUCAAGAAAAUAAACCUGCAAGGCUCAGGCCAUAUCUGGGUGUUAAGAAACCUAAAAUGAAAGAAAAUGAAACUUUAUGUACUGUUGUUUGUAGCAUGUAAUUCAUGAAGUAGUCUAGUAUAUAGUAUGUAACAAUACCAAUGAUGGCACAUGGAAACCCCUGGAAUGAAAUCCUGAUGUGUGUUGUUGCGUUAUAAAUGAUUAUGAGAAUGAAAAUGAAAAUGAAGCAAUACCCAUGACAUUGUUGAGCCAGCUGAAAAGUAAUUCUCUUAACACAAGGUUUAGAACUGCAUUAGAAGCAAUCUGUUGUUGAAUGUACAAAUAUGUACAAAUACUCUGUUUCACUUAUUCUUGCUAAUUGUAACUGAAACUGGUUCAGCUAUUUCAAAUGGUAACUUCCAUUCAAAGCAAUAGUGAAUUGAAAUGAAUAACUAUGGAAGACAAUCAGAAGUGGUUAAUCUAUCACAUCGUUAAACAAUGAUCACUCAGUAAUCUUCUGUAAUCUUCCUCCUCACUGUAAAGCAUCAGAUUGUUACUUUUCUGUAAACUUUAUUUUCAUAAUUAAUAUCAUACCCUGGUUUGUACUAAGACGACAUUACAACAAUAUUUUUUUUCAAAAAAAAUAAAC
This is a messenger RNA of Triplophysa rosa, 3773 nucleotides long. It is a transcript of the gene frmd5b, whose product is annotated as FERM domain containing 5b. Lineage: Eukaryota; Metazoa; Chordata; Actinopteri; Cypriniformes; Nemacheilidae. The coding region runs from base 383 to 2095 and encodes 570 amino acids. Gene Ontology annotation, cellular component: cytoskeleton. The transcript has 14 exons. The record is from RefSeq and is a predicted model, not a curated record.